AAAAAAAAAAAAAAAAAAAAAGCGAAAGGCACACAGCCUCCUCCAAAAUAAAACCCUAACUCCAUCAUAUCUACGGCUCUGUUUGCUUCACCUCGUCCUCGCAGCUCAAAAAAUGGCACCUAAGAAGGCUGUUGGGAAAGUUUUGGCAAAAAAGAAGCAGGAGAAGGUGGUGAACCCGCUAUUUGAGAAGCGUCCGAAGCAGUUUGGAAUCGGUGGGGCAUUGCCGCCUAAGAGGGAUCUCACACGCUUUGUCAAAUGGCCCAAAGUUGUUCAAAUUCAAAGGAAGAAGAGGAUUCUGAAGCAGAGGCUCAAGGUUCCACCAGCUUUGAAUCAGUUCACCAAGACCCUUGACAAGAAUCUUGCAAUGAACCUGUUCAAGAUGCUUUUGAAGUAUAGGCCAGAGGAUAAAACACAGAAAAGGGAGCGUCUUUUGAAAAGAGCUCAGGAAGAGGCCGAAGGCAAAACACACGAUGCCAAAAAGCCUAUUGUUGUUAAAUAUGGUCUCAAUCAUGUUACCUACCUCAUUGAGCAGGUUAACUUUUAUCCCAUACAUGUGAAAAAGUUUCACUCUUUUCAACUGCAAUAUUGUCUGCAAUCAGAUACACUUGCUUUAUCUUUAACAUCCAUGUAUUACAUACUUUAUUUUCAGAACAAGGCACAACUGGUUGUGAUUGCACACGAUGUGGAUCCGAUUGAGUUGGUUGUAUGGCUCCCAGCUCUGUGCAGGAAGAUGGAAAUUCCAUAUUGCAUUGUGAAGGGAAAAGCACGAUUGGGAGCGAUUGUUCACAAAAAGACUGCUUCAGUUUUGUGUUUGACAACAGUGAAGAAUGAAGAUAAGAUGGAGUUUAGCAGGAUUUUGGAAGCCAUUAAGGCUAAUUUCAACGACAAGUACGACGAGUACAGGAAGAAGUGGGGUGGUGGAAUCAUGGGAUCCAAGUCCCAGGCUAAAACUAAGGCAAAGGAGAAAUUACUCGCUAAAGAAGCCGCCCAAAGGAUGUCUUAGGAAUUCACAGAUCAACAUUAGAGCAAAGGACAAAGGAGAAGCUUCUAGCUGAGCAGAGGAUGUCAAAGUAUGGCUUAGGAUUCGGUAAUGAGCUUUUGUCUAACUUGAGUCAUUUUUCUUUGAUACAAAGCAGAUUCUUAAGGGGCUUGUCAUUUUUCUUUUCAGCUUUAAGUUUAUUGGAUUAAGAAAUUUUAAUUUGUUCUACGAGUUCUACAUCAUAUUCAAAGCAGGACAUUUUGGAGUUAUUCUGUUUGGAUGCCACUUUUCUUGUAUAAGUUGGGUUAUAUGGACUAUUUGCCUGUUCCCUCAAUUGAA
Messenger RNA from Benincasa hispida (wax gourd), 1318 nucleotides. RefSeq names its product large ribosomal subunit protein eL8y-like. Lineage: Eukaryota; Viridiplantae; Streptophyta; Magnoliopsida; Cucurbitales; Cucurbitaceae. Gene Ontology annotation, molecular function: RNA binding. Gene Ontology annotation, biological process: ribosome biogenesis. Gene Ontology annotation, cellular component: ribonucleoprotein complex. The record is from RefSeq and is a predicted model, not a curated record.